Messenger RNA from Perkinsus marinus ATCC 50983, 348 nucleotides. RefSeq lists its product as hypothetical. The transcript has 5 exons. Bases 1 to 348 code for a protein of 115 amino acids. Lineage: Eukaryota; Perkinsozoa; Perkinsida; Perkinsidae. The record is from RefSeq and is a predicted model, not a curated record.
AUGACCGACCCCGGGGCUGUCAGUGCUGAAGGGGAAGCUCUUGUCUUUGGAGAAUAUCUAAAGAGUCUUUUCGAGACCACCGGACCAAACGUGAUGACCAAAGUCCGCCAGGAAGUUGAGGAACUAUCGAAGGCUAAGAAUCUCCACACUGAUUUUGAACUCCUUAGUCCCAGCAACAACGUCAAAGUUGAGUUGGUCGCCCAUUGCCGUGCUGUGGGCGCUAACUAUGUGGUUGUGGGACCUGGCAAAGAUUGUUCUGGACGUAUGGCUGAGUGGCUUUGCGGGAAUGUCCGGGGCGCUACGGUGAAGUGGUUCCAGAAGGACUUGGAGGAUUCUCCGCUCCGCUGA